CACGUCAGCUACGUAAAAGCAGGCUACUCCUCUCCAGCGUCACUUUGAAAGAGGAGCGCUCAGCUGAAGCGCAGCAGAGGACACCGCCACACGUCAGGAGCAUCACCGACAGCCGUCGGGACUAGUAAAGUUGUGGCUUAACUUUAUUGACGCCUCGCAAUGGCAGAGCAUCUUCUACAUUACAGUGACUCGGCGGGGGUUGGAAACAGAUUCGCCCGCAAAGGAGCUUUGCGACAGAAAAAUGUACAUGAAGUGAAGAACCACAAGUUUACUGCGAGGUUUUUCAAGCAACCGACGUUCUGCAGCCACUGUACAGAUUUCAUAUGGGGAUUUGGGAAACAAGGAUUUCAAUGCCAAGUUUGUUGUUUCGUGGUCCACAAACGGUGCCAUGAGUUCGUCACCUUUUCCUGUCCUGGUGCCGAUAAGGGUCCUGACACAGAUGACCCCAGAAGCAAGCACAAGUUCAAGAUCCACACAUAUGGUAGCCCCACGUUCUGUGACCACUGCGGGUCACUCCUGUACGGGCUCAUCCACCAAGGGAUGAAGUGUGACACCUGCGACAUGAACGUGCACAAGCAGUGUGUGGUCAAUGUACCGAGUCUGUGUGGGAUGGACCACACUGAGCGUCGCGGCCGCCUUUUCCUCAAGAUCGAUGUCAGCGGGGAUAGGCUACACGUCACAGUGGGUGAAGCCAGGAACCUGAUUCCCAUGGAUCCAAAUGGUUUAUCAGACCCAUAUGUCAAACUCAAACUCAUCCCAGACCCAAAGAACGAGACCAAACAGAAGACCAGGACCAUCCGUUCCUCUCUCAAUCCUUGUUGGAACGAAUCAUUCACCUUUAAGCUGAAAGCAUCAGAUAAGGACCGACGUCUGUCCAUUGAGAUAUGGGACUGGGACAGAACCACCCGGAAUGACUUCAUGGGCUCCAUGUCUUUUGGUGUUUCUGAGCUCAUCAAGGCUCCCCAUUGUGGAUGGUACAAGCUCCUGAACCAGGAGGAAGGAGAAUACUACAAUGUUCCCAUUCCCGAGGUGGACGAUGUCAACCUGGAGCUUCGACAAAAGUUUGAGGCCUGCCAGUUAAAUAUCCACUAUCUCAAGAAAGCCAAGCUGGGCCACGGUAAGAAAGUUAUCACACCGACAGAUCACCGGCGGUUCAGUCUGCCCUCAGGUAACAUGGACAGAGUACGGCUCAGCGACUUCAACUUCCUGGCUCUUCUGGGAAAGGGCAGCUUCGGAAAGGUAAUGCUGGCAGAGAUGAAGUCAACAGAGGAGCUCUACGCCAUAAAGAUCCUGAAGAAAGACGUUGUGAUCCAGGAUGAUGAUGUUGAAUGUACAAUGGUAGAGAAGAGGGUAUUGGCACUUAGAGACAAACCGCCCUUCCUCACCCAGCUCCACUCCUGCUUUCAGACUGUGGACCGACUUUACUUUGUGAUGGAAUACAUUAACGGAGGAGAUCUCAUGUACCAUAUCCAGCGUAUGGGCAAGUUUAAGGAGCCUCAGGCAGUGUUUUAUGCCGCUGAGAUAGCAGUCGGUUUGUUUUUCUUGCAUCGGAAGGGAAUCAUCUACAGGGACCUGAAGCUGGACAAUGUGAUGCUGGACUGCGAGGGCCACAUCAAGAUAGCAGACUUUGGCAUGUGCAAGGAGAACAUGUAUGAAGGAAUGUCCACACGCACCUUCUGCGGCACCCCGGAUUACAUCGCACCUGAGAUAAUAGCUUACCAGCCUUAUGGAAAAUCGGUGGACUGGUGGGCUUAUGGAGUUCUCCUGUAUGAGAUGUUGGCAGGGCAGCCGCCAUUUGAUGGCGAAGACGAGGACGAGCUCUUCCAGUCCAUCAUGGAGCACAACGUGUCCUACCCAAAGUCCAUGUCGAAAGAGGCAGUGUCCAUCUGCAAAGGGCUGAUGACAAAGCAUCCGUCAAAGCGUCUCGGCUGCAGCUUGGAGGGUGAGCGGGACAUCAGAGAGCAAGCCUUCUUCAGACGCAUCGACUGGGAACGCCUCGCUAACAAAGAGAUCCAGCCGCCUUUUAAACCUAAAGUGUGUGGAAAGGGAGCGGAAAACUUCGACAAGUUCUUCACGCGCACGCAGCCCAUGCUGACCCCUCCAGACCAGCUGGUCAUCGCCAACAUCGACCAGGGCGAAUUUGCCGGCUUCUCCUUCAUCAACCCUCAGUUCAUCCAUCCAUCUCUGCACAGCGUGGUAUGAGGAGGAAACAGCUAAUAUGCCGUGGUCAACAAACUUAAAUUAUCCUCUAGUUUCUGCAUCUGAGAAUCAUGCAAUUUAGAGGAAGGGGAAAAAUUACAUAGCACUGAAAUGUCCACCUAUCAUCCUGUGGUGCGUUGUUUAGUCCAACUCUGUGUUUCCAACCUCCCAGCUGUAGUUUUCUGCAGCCUUUUAUCUUGUGAAUGAAUGUGUCUCUGUAUCGGUUACUAUCUCUUUUGGUGUUAAAGGUACGAUCCGGUUUUCCUUCACAUCCCUGCAAUGCACAAAAAGACUGUAGCAUUGUUUUCUGUUCUGCCUGAACUUUAUCUACAUGGUUGUUACAUUUCUACACUCAAAGAGUUAGUACACGGUUACAAGUGCCAAAAAAUAGAGAUGAAAAUACAUUUCUAUGGCAUUUCUUGUUCCUUUUCUUUUCCACCUCUGGCCUUUCCUUAUCCUGUCAACUCACCAAAACCUCUCAACAGACUGUUUGUAUCUGUUGUUUUGUAGAACGUGUUACUACAGUAUAUCUGACUCGACUUAAACAGACAGAAGCAAACUGUAUUACUGUUGCACGGCGUCCUGGUCCUUUCAGCGCAGCCGAUGUUAGCCGCAGUGGACAAGUGUUGUUCAGAAAAAUCUGAGUUAGGAAGAUGCUAUUUUCAUAUGCACAACGCAAAUCUCUGUUGCAUGCUUAUUUUCUGACUCUGUAUGAGCUGUAGAGUCUAGGAUGCAGUACACGUCUUGUAUGACUGUAAAGUUUAGUAUUACGAUAUAAAAUUCGACGAUAUACAUGUUUGCUCGGAUUAAAAGUUUCUUACUGGGAAAAAGGUUUUGUUUCAGUUUUGUGUUAGACUUUUACGUUCAAGAGGUCCAACCCCAUUGUUUUUCUUUUGUUUUUGUGUAAAUAUGUUUCAAAAAGAGAAGUUACUUGCAGAUUUUAUACAACAAACUGAAUGUGCUUUUACUACCAUAGACAGUUUAAACAUUUCUAUGUUUAGAUUAGUGCUGAAAAGAGAUCUAUAUAAAUUUUGGCUGAUUUAUUUAUUUUUUUGGUAGCUUUGGUAUCAGCAAACCCUGUCUUACGUUUAUGUAUAUCAAGUAUUUAUCCGCUGUUUUCUACUACUCAAUGUCAUAUAGAGAAUAUGCAGCACUACCUGUGCGUGGCGCGAUCGAAUACCCCUCUUGCCUUGGUCCCGACAGGGUCGACUCCCUCUGUAGACAAACUGAAUUCCAAACCGAGCUGUAAUGGUGGACCGCCCUGUGGCCAAAACCUGUCAUGUGUUUAUAUAUAUAUAUAUAUAUCAUGUGCAUGCGUGCGGCGAGGCCUGAUCCGAGCAUGAAAAAAGGCCCCUGCAUGAUGUAGAGACCUUGGACUCGUACAGAAUGAGAAAACCAGCCAGCAAUGUGCAUUUUAUUGGGUUUUUUUCUGAUCAUGUCUUUCCUUUUUCUCUGUCUGACCUGUUUAGCUAAAAAACUCAAAUAUGAGUAGUGUAAGAUAUGUGAAUUGCUUUACAUGGCUAUUUGUAUUCUCUGGUACCCCAUUUUCAUGUGUCCAACACAUCUAUUUUGUCUAUUUUGCUACUAGGAGAUAUUAACUUCCAAUAGAAAACCUUUAAAAAACUGCCAUUUUUAGAUUCUUACACAACUCAAAAAAGGCUGAAAUAAAUCUAAACAUCCUGUCUUUGCACUCCUUACAGUGACUUGUAUUCAUACCCCUUAACCUUUUUCACAUUUUGUCACAGUAAAACAACAAAUUUCAAUGUAUUUUAUUUGGAUAUUAUGUGACAGAGCAACACAAUUUGGUCUUUAACUGUAAAGUGGAGGGAAAAUGACACAUCAUCAAAUCUUUUUGGGGUGUCUCUACCAGCUUUGCUCACUCUUAGUUAAACUAGAUGGAAAGCAUUGUUGAAAAACAGUUUUCAACAUCAAUCUGUCUUACCACAGAUUCUGAAAUGGAUUUACCUCUUGACUUUGACUAGGCCAUACUAACAUGUAAGUAUGAUUUUACUUGAACUGUACCAUUGUAGCACUGACUGUAUGUUAAGGGUCAUUGUCCCGUUAAGAGGUAAACCUCUAACAGGUUUGUAUCAAGUUGGUUUGUGUUUUGCUCUAUCCAUCUUCACAUCAACUUUGACCAGCUUUGCCAAAGAAAACUAUCCCCGUAUCAGGAUCCUGAUAUGGGGACCCCCAUGGUUAAUCAUGUGUUAUAGUGAUCAGCACUAGUCUCAUCUGACCACUGCACCUUCAUCCACCUGUUGGCUGGGUCUCGUGCUUGUAGUAAACUUUAAAUGGGACUUUCAAAGGUUUUAUUUCAACAACAACUCACUUCUUGUCAGUCUCCCUUAAAGGCAGGGUGUAAAGCAAUUGCCAGAUUCUUCCACCUGAGCUUUCUAACUCUGUGCCUCCUCCAGUGUUACCAUGGGCCUUUUGGCUGCAUCCCUGACAAACGUUCUCCUUGCCUGACCUGCCAGCUUAGGCAUCAUAUCUUGUGCCAUACUCUUUCCAUUUUCAAAUGGUUGAUAAAGCAGUAUUAUUUUAUACCCUAACCCUGAUAUAAACGUGUCCACAACUUUUUCCCUGAUCUGUCUGCCCGUCCUUGGUCUUCGUGAUGCUGUUUGUUCUCUAAUGUUCUCUAAUGACUCUGUGAGGCCUUCACGGUACAGCUGGAUUUAUACUGAGAAUGAGUUAUACACACAUGGACUCUAUUAACUAAUCAAGCGACUUCUGAAGGCAAUUGGUUGUAAAUGCACAAGAAACCUUUUACAUUUUUGUUUGUGAAAAAGUGUAAAAAUGCUUUUCUUUUCCUUUAACUUCACCAUUAUACACUAUGUUAUGUUGGUCUAUAACAGCAGUCUCCAACUUCAGUCCCCCAGAGUCCUAUAACUUCUAGAUGCAUCCUUGCUCCAACACAUCUGAAUCAAAUUAAUGGCUCCUUACCAAGCAGAACUUGAUGACAUGCUGUACAGGAAAGUUGACUCUUUGAUUGAGGUGUGUUGGAGCAAGAGGACACUAGCUCUUGAGGACUAGAGUUGGAGAACCCUGGACUAUAAUAUGAAACUGCAAUAUAAUAAAUUGAAAAAGUUCAAUGGGUAUGAAUAUUCAUUCUAGGCACUGCAUAUAUCCGGACCAAAAUAAAUCGUUUAAAACAAACAAUGUUUACAUGUCUCAUAUUGAGAAACAAUGCUGGAUGGAAGAUUUGUCAGAGGAAAGAACUACUACAGGUUACAGUUAGAGCUAAAGAGCGGUUUGUAUGUUUUCCCUCAAUGUUCUUGCUUUGUAACCCGAAUCUUCUUGUUCCUAUGUUUUUUUGUGGUAUGUCAGAUACUGUGUAUAAAUAAAGUAUGAAAUGUAUAUAUUUA
Messenger RNA from Girardinichthys multiradiatus, 5561 nucleotides. Its product is annotated as protein kinase C alpha type-like. The transcript is spliced from 18 exons. Gene Ontology annotation, biological process: protein phosphorylation. The record is from RefSeq and is a predicted model, not a curated record. Gene Ontology annotation, molecular function: diacylglycerol-dependent serine/threonine kinase activity; zinc ion binding; ATP binding. Lineage: Eukaryota; Metazoa; Chordata; Actinopteri; Cyprinodontiformes; Goodeidae. The coding region runs from base 160 to 2202 and encodes 680 amino acids.